Molecule: messenger RNA, 3059 nt
Organism: Pseudoliparis swirei
Lineage: Eukaryota; Metazoa; Chordata; Actinopteri; Perciformes; Liparidae
Gene: dnai3
Product: dynein axonemal intermediate chain 3
Exons: 22
Coding region: 1-2580 (859 amino acids)
Biological process (GO): cilium movement involved in cell motility; inner dynein arm assembly
Cellular component (GO): inner dynein arm
Molecular function (GO): dynein light chain binding; dynein heavy chain binding
Source: RefSeq, a predicted model, not a curated record
AUGCCACCCAAGAAACCAAAAAGUGCAGCAAGCCGUGCAGGCAAGAAGGGGAAAGCUAAAGCGACACCUGCGCCAGCGGAAGAUCCUGGUCAUCCCGAUGACAUCUUCCCCCUGGUCCUGACAUCCGCCACCCAGGAGCUCUUUGGUUGCCGUGCCGACGACGACGUCACCGAGGAGAGCCCCCACAAGCUGCUGAGGAAAGACGACAUCGUGCAGGACUUAAAGAUGAGAGCCGCGGUGUCCGAUUUCAGCCCCGUGAAGCAGAUCGUGCUGGAAUACCCGGAUGCUGAGCUCUUGCUGGUUUUUGACAGGGACUUCGUCUACGGCCAGAGCUUCUACCUGGCUCUGACUCCAGAAGCUAAGGAGCGGAUCUUAAACUCACCAGAGCCCGAGACACCGGAAGUGUUUGAGGAUGAAGUCGUUAAAAGCCCAGAACCGAAGCCGUGGAUAUCUCUGGGCAGUGAGCAGGAAAUAGUUGAAGAAUAUGUCAGCGAAAAGCGGCGUUACAAGAUCCUCAAAGUGAAUAGGCAGUUUGGAUUACCGAUCAAUUUUUCGGACCGCAACGCCGCGGAUGCUAAGGACGGCAACCUCGGGUGGGCUCCCUACGAAGACAGCCGAUCCAGCAUCAGACUGACGCAGAGGGACUGCGGGACACAGGCUGUGUCCACGCUGCAGAGCAGCAGUACUCAAACACGGUGUAACUCCACGAACGCUAUCUCCACCCAGUGCACGCCGAGAGAGUUCAGUUGUGAAGAGAAAGAGAGCAUCCUCCAGUCUGAGAGUGUGAAGAAUAUGUGCAUCUCCGUGAUGCCGAUAAUGUUGCAAGCCCUUCAGCAGGAAGAGAUCAUGAACGUGUUCCUGGAUGACUGGACGGCUCUGGGCUCAGCAGCUGAAGACUGGUCUGGGAAGGUCACCGAAGGUCUGAUGCUGUAUCAGUCCUUCACCGACCAGAACUACAGCAAGGACAAGAAAAUCAGCAGCGUCCAUUGGCACCCGAACCUCUACGGUGUGAUAGCCGUGGCUCUGACAGAAAAAAAGGAGGAGCGUCUGAACGAGUCCGCCACGCUCGUCUUGAAAGCUUCUCUGAUUCUCUUCUAUAACUUCUCCGACCCAUCUAACCCCCAGUUGCUGCUGGAGAGCCCCGCUGACAUUUGUGCCUUUGAGUUUUGCCCCUCCGAUCCAAAUAUUAUCGUUGGCGGCUGCACGAACGGCCAGGUCGUGCUGUGGGACAUUUCUGCUCACGUCUCGCACUUACAGGAAACGCAGCCCGGUAAAACUAUUCCUGUCGUCGCUGACCCAUUCGAGCUGGACGACGACAAAGAGAAUCAGACUCCCGUCGUGCGCUUCUGUGCCGUGUCCGCCUUGGAGAGCAGCCACAAAGCGCCAAUUACCGAUGUCCAGUGGCUGCCGCCGACAUUUGAGGUGACCAGGACGGGCGUACCGGUGGAGAACAAGUACAACAUCUCGACUCAGAUCGUCACCUGCUCCCCGGACUGUGCUGUGAUGUUCUGGGACGUGCGAGCCUCCAGAGUGAGCCAGUCGGCGUCGGACAGGAAGCAGAAUGUGGACCAGAAGGCGCCGUACAGUGUCCCCGACACCUUCCAGCACCUGGACCGCACCUGGAAGCCUCUGUUCAAGGUUUCGCUGCCAAAGAUUGACCUCAGUGGCGAAUAUGCUCCUCUGAAAUUCAGCCUGGAACAUUACACCUGUACGGCGAAUAAAGCGGCGACUGGAAGCGACGAUAGCCCAGAGGUCAUCCCCGACUACAGCCGGCUCACGGUGCCCUCAGAGGAAACACACAGUGCUCUGGAACAAGUCAACACCAAACUCUUUAUUGGAACAGAGGUCGGGGAGAUUAUUUACACCGACUGGAAACUGGUGAAGGAUGACUCUGAACGGCUGCACAGUGCGAAGCCCCUCCACUGUUUCAGCAUCCAUCACUGGCAGGUGAACACGGUGCAGCGGUCGCCCUUCUUCAAUGACAUCAUUUUGACGAUAGGAAGCUGGAACUUUGCCAUCUGGAAGGAGGGAGUCAUGGACGGCCCCAUCAUCCUGUCCCCGAACUCGGAGCAGGCGUGCACCGCGGGGUGCUGGUCCCCGUCCCGACCGGCCGUCGUCUUCAUCGGGAAAGAGGACGGCAGCGUCGACGUGUGGAACCUGCUGGAGAAGAAUUGGGAACCGGCGCAGGUCAACGCGCACGUCACCAACGCCAAGAUCACCGCCAUCGGACCCUGGAUCGCCUCCCCCAAGCAGCACUUCCUGGCCGUGACCGACGACCUCGGCAUACUCCGUGUUUUUGAAAUCCCCAAGUUACUCUACGUUCCCUCCAAGAACGAGGGUUCGAAUUUGAGGAAAUACUUUGAGGGGGAGGAACAGAGGUUGAAGGAUCUUUUGAGGUGUGAGGAGCUGUGGGCGAAGGAGAAGGAGGAAGCGGAGGAACUCUCCAAGAGGAUGAAAUCUGUCCAGCCGGUGAAAUCCCCCGUGGAGGAUGAAGAUGAAGAGGAGUAUAAAAGUUACCUCGUGCUGGAAGAAAGCAUCCUGAAGGGCUUGGGCCUGUGGCCGAAGACACGAGAUGCCUGACGCACACACACACACACACACACACACUGCAUUGUUCACUUUUCUAUUUAUUUAUAUAUUUGAUAGCCUCCACUGUUUUUUGUUUUAUUAUAACUCUCCACGUUGGAAUUAUUCAUUUGAAAUGUGUUUUCUUCGAAUCUUUCUUGCAGUAUUUACAACAUUUGUUCAUUACUGCUUAAUGUUUGAAUGUAUUUUUUUAAAAUAUUGAAAUAUGAACUCUUUGUGAAACACGAGGACAUGCCAAAUCGAUUCUGCGAUCGACAUUUCAGACCAUUUCCUUUUUUUUGGAGGGGGGGGGGGGGCGGAGCUUCAGAGUCAAACAUGGAUGGUUUUUAUCAAACCUCAGAUCUCGUUACCCCCCCCCAGAGGAUACAGUCUGGGAUAUCUGACCUUGGCAGGAAGUCAUUUAAUGGCUCCAUAACUUCAUGAUACUUAUUUGUUUGCUGUUCAUCAGAUGUUGUAUGACUCACCCCGUGUGU